CAGACCAACAAACACACCAUAGGAGCUUUGUGGAUUCAAAGGAUUUGCUUUCCCCUCUCAAAGAGCCGCUAUUCUUUGAUGAUUGGGCAGCGGCAAACUUCAAAGUAAUAAAUCUUAUUUCUGACUGGCUGGCGGCCCACCAAAGUCCUUAUCAAAUCCUAACAAGUGAUCCCUCACUCACUCUGCAGAUACACCGAGGAGAUCUCGCAGAGAGGAAGCAAGAGUGGAGAGGAGAGGAGACCUGCAUGCUCGACGCAUCUUUUUUUUUUUACUGCGAAUGCUUCACGUUUAUCUAAAAUUAGAGCUUUUUUUUUGAUUAUUUUGAUUAUUUUGUCUUCAUCGAGAGAGAGGAAGAGGAGGACGUUUUUACCAUGGCAGCAGUGGCUGUACUGCGGAAUGAAACACUCCAGGCUUUUCUCCAGAAUAUGUGUGUCUCUGUUAUUCUGCAGGAUCGCACUCCAAACUCCUCUCCAGAGAACUGUAAGCACUCUCCUCUGGCUCUCCUGGCUGCCACUUGUAACCGGAUCGGACAUCACCACCAUCACCAUCACCACCACCACGGAUCAUCAAACCCUGCAGACUUCCUCCAGGUCCCCUACGAUCCAACAACAACUCUGGGCUCUCCAUCUCGCUUGUUUCACCCGUGGACUACCGAGGGACCACCUCAGAGCAGCCUGGCUAGCAGCAGCAGCAGCAACUCUUUCGGACUAUCCUCCUCCACAAAGUCCCAGCUGCACAUCCAGAGCUCCUUCACCUCCCACCACGAGCUUCCUCUCACUCCUCCUGCAGACCCUUCCUCGUACCCUUAUGACUUCUCCCCUGUGAAGAUGCUACCUUGCUCCAUGCAGUCUCUGCAGUCCUCCUGUCCUCCCACAUACGUCCCUGCAGUCAAUUACGCAGCGCCAUCUCCAAUUGCUCCUGCGAUGCCAAGUUUUGUCACGGGACCCUCCAGCCUUGUGCACCACCAGCAGCAGCAGAGACAGUUGUCCCCAAACCCUGCAGAGGAUAUCCCAUGGUGGAGCCUGCAGCAGGGCAACCAUGUCACCCACACUUCCACUCUUGGACAUCAUCAUCGCUUCCAGCUGCAGAGAGGCUUGGUUCUUGGACACACUGACUUUGCGCAAUACCAGACGCAGAUCGCAGCUCUUCUGCACACAAAGUCUCCUUUAGCGACUGCGCGUCGGUGCAGGAGGUGCAGGUGUCCAAACUGUCAGUCCUCCACGUCCUCCUCCAGCGACGAGCCUGGCAAGAAGAAGCAGCACAUUUGUCACAUACCUGGCUGCGGGAAAGUUUACGGGAAAACUUCGCACCUGAAAGCGCACCUGCGGUGGCACAGUGGGGAGAGGCCGUUUGUGUGCAACUGGCUCUUCUGUGGGAAGAGUUUCACCAGGUCGGAUGAGCUGCAGAGACACCUGAGGACUCACACUGGAGAGAAGCGAUUUGUUUGUCCUGACUGCUGCAAGAGGUUCAUGAGGAGUGACCACUUGGCAAAACAUGUGAAAACUCACCAGAACAAAAAAACCAAGUGCAUGGACAAGACACUUGAUCAUGUGAAAAGGGAGGACACAGGGAGGAAUAUGUUGUAACACACCUUGUAGUAAAAACAGUAGAAGUCACUAGUGCAAUACAGUCAGUCCUAUUAGUUAACAGUGAGCUGCAUUUUUAUAGAUUUUUAUUUUGUGGUUGAUUUAAGAUACGAUAAAGAUAAUACUUUAUUGUCAGACAGGUCUGAAAUUUGUUUUGCAUAACAGCAGCUCCAUCACAGAAAGGACAAAUACAAGAAACGUACAUUUAAACAUUACAAUCACAGAAUAUUCAGGGCCCUUUAACGUACAUUUGAUCUGGGAUUAGGCUCCAUAUUUAGUUUUAGGAUGGUGCACAAAAGAGUGCUUCAGUCUAACCUUAUUAAAUUUCUUAUACAAUAGACAAUAGUCUCUAACAUUGCUGGUCUGUGUAGCACAUUUUUGUAUAUAUAUAUAAAUAUAAAGUUUCAUAAGUUAAUUUGGGACCAUGGAGAAGUUAUAUGGCUCAUGAGUUUGAAUUCACUGUCUAUAUCAUAUCAAGGGAAGACAAGUUUUCAACUUGUGUUUUGAUCAUUGUCUUCGGUGGAAGAUUUCACUACCCCCCUGUAAAUUAUAUUUAAUAGCUUUUGUUGAAUGAAAGUGUCCGUUUUUUUCACUCCAUAUGGGGUGUUUUUAAAAAAAGCAUGCUCUUGAAAAGAUCUGCUAUUGUUGAUAUGACCCAAAUACUGUGUGAGAAUAAAGAUUAUAACAUUUUCCUCAAGUCUAAACUCGAAUAAUUCAUUUGAUAUCCCUCAGUUUAUGUGGGCGAUGAGACAAUCAGGUUUUUAUGUGUAAAGAAAAAUCAGUAUUACCUGGAUUAGUGUGCCUUGUGAAUUGUAAAACCCAGUCGUUCAUUUCCAAUUUUGUUUAGUAAAAUCUAAAAUUGAAGUGAUUUGAGGACUUGCAGGGGAAAAAAAGUGUGCUAAUAUUUAGUUCCCAGCUGUUGGUGAUGGUCAAAAAGGAGUAUUUCAACCCAAAUAAAACAAUGUUUAAUACUACUUUGGCUGUACUGAAAAUGAAAAAAGAUGUCUGCAUUUUAUUUUAUUUUUUUUGCUGUUGUUGUUUAACCUUUAACAUACGCAAAGCGAUAUUCAAGUAGU
This is a messenger RNA of Sebastes umbrosus (honeycomb rockfish), 2662 nucleotides long. RefSeq names its product Sp5 transcription factor a (gene sp5a). The transcript has 2 exons. Gene Ontology annotation, biological process: regulation of transcription by RNA polymerase II. The record is from RefSeq and is a predicted model, not a curated record. Bases 372 to 1586 code for a protein of 404 amino acids. Gene Ontology annotation, molecular function: DNA-binding transcription factor activity, RNA polymerase II-specific; RNA polymerase II cis-regulatory region sequence-specific DNA binding. Lineage: Eukaryota; Metazoa; Chordata; Actinopteri; Perciformes; Sebastidae.